Penicillium canescens is the source of this 723-nucleotide messenger RNA. RefSeq lists its product as uncharacterized. The coding region runs from base 1 to 723 and encodes 240 amino acids. NCBI's taxonomy places the organism in Eukaryota, Fungi, Ascomycota, Eurotiomycetes, Eurotiales, Aspergillaceae. The record is from RefSeq and is a predicted model, not a curated record. The transcript has 2 exons.
AUGCGUUCCUUCAAUUACCUUUUCUUCAUCGGAAAUGUUGUGACAGGCAGUUAUUUGGCUAUCAUUCAGGACACUGGUGGCGAGAACAACUGUAGAGUGUGGUCUCAGAAUAACCACGGCUGUACCGGCUACUCAGCAACCUUUGCUAAGCUGAAAGGCAAAGAUUGUUCGAGUUUCACUGGUGCCGGUUCCGACGAUAAGUCGGUGAAAAUUGAUAUAUGUGGCACUGAAAAUGGAGAGCAGGUCGCCUGGGUGACAGUGAACAAAAACGGCACCGUGGCUUUCCACAACCGAGAGGGAGAUACUUCUAGUUGUACGCUAGAAAACGGUCUUAAGGUGCCCAGUGGAUGUAGCAUCGGUAAAACAGUUUCCUCUCAGACGACCACGCCGAUCUUUACGGGCAGUCAGACCUCGUUCUCAACUACAAUCGACAUGUCCGCUUCUGAAACAGCCCGUGCUGAUCUAUCCCCUACUCCGAUAUUCACCUCGACGCCUACAAACAGUCAAUCUUUGGCUUCAACUUCAGCCAGUAACUCGGCUACUGAGACGCCCCUUGCAGAUCAAUCACCAACUCCGAUAUUCACCUCGACGCCUACAAACAGUCAAUCUUUGGCUUCAACUUCAGCCAGUAACUCGGCUACUGAGACGCCUCUUGCAGAUCAAUCUCCAACUCUCACGCCUACCCCGGCAUGCACAUGCACUUGCAAAGCUGCCGUCGUCUGA